CAAGAUGGCGGCCGGGUGCGUCUCACGUUGGCUGGCUGAGGCGGCAACCGCUGCCGGGAGCUGCCGGGCGGGCGGCGGGGAGCCGCGACGCCUGGCGCUGGUGUUGGCUCUUGCCCGCUGGCGGAGCGUGGCCCCCGUCGCCUCUCGCGCGGCCCUGGCGCCGCGGGUGGGAAACCACUGCGGAACCCGACCGCUUCCUCUCGUCUGGGCGGCCUCCUUCCACACCAGCCGCUCCUUCUCCUCCAGCAGCAGCAAAGAGGAUUAUUACCAGAUUCUGGGAGUGCCUCGCUCCGCCAGCCAGAAGGAGAUCAAGAAAGCCUAUUACCAGCUGGCCAAGAAGUAUCAUCCUGACACCAAUAAGGAUGACCCUAAAGCAAAGGAAAAGUUUUCUCAAUUGGCUGAGGCCUACGAGGUCUUGGGAGAUGAAGUAAAACGGAAGCAGUAUGAUGCUUACGGUACAGCGGACUUUGGCUUCGGCUCUGGCUCGGCAGGUUCCGGGCAGCAGUACAGGCACACUGGCCCAACCAUUGACCCUGAGGAGCUGUUCAGGAAGAUCUUUGGCGAGUUCUCGCAGUCCCCCUUUGGAGACUUUAGCACCGUCUUUGACCAGCCCCAGGAGUACAUCAUGGAUCUGACAUUCAGCCAGGCAGCAAAGGGCGUCAACAAGCAGAUCACAGUGAACAUCAAUGACAACUGCCAGCGCUGUGAUGGCAAAGGGCAUGAACCGGGCACCAGAGUAGUGCAUUGCUCCUACUGCAACGGGACUGGCACAGAGACCAUCAACACAGGCCCGUUCGUCAUGCGUUCAACGUGUCGGCGGUGCGGUGGGCGUGGCUCAGUUGUAACUAACCCAUGUGUGAUUUGUCGUGGCUCUGGCCAAACCAAACAGAAGAAGACAGUGAUGGUCCCGGUCCCAGCAGGUGUGGAGGAUGGGCAGACCAUUCGGAUGCCUGUCGGGCGGAAAGAAGUUUUCAUUACCUUCAGGGUUCAGAAAAGCCCCGUGUUCCGAAGAGACGGUGCUGAUAUCCACUCCGACCUCUUCAUCUCCAUAGCACAAGCUCUUCUUGGAGGGACAGCAAGGUCGCCCGGCCUGUAUGAGACGAUCAACGUUCUGAUCCCUCCUGGCAUUCAGGCUGAGCAGAGGAUUCGGAUGAGUGGGAAGGGAAUUCCCAGAGUGAACAGCUACGGUUAUGGAGACCACUACCUUCAUAUCAAGAUCAAAGUGCCCAAGAGGCUGACGGAUCGCCAGCGAGCCUUGAUGUUGAGCUAUGCAGAAGAUGAAGCUGAUGUAGAAGGGACUGUGAAUGGCAUCGCCAGCACAACCACUGGUGAGGAGGCUGUGGAGCUGUCAGAUCUUGGCUAUACUUUGGGGCUAGCAGGUCGUCUUUUGAUUGUAGUUGAACUGCUGGCUCCGGUGGUGUAAACUGUGGCCUUGAAUGAUGUUGACUGCGGUGGAACUACAAAAUUCUGGAAGGCACAGCCUUCUACUCAGAUGGAGUAGCCGUUUCCCCUUAGGCAGGUAAAGGUUAACUUGUAUUUGCCUAAUAGGGGUACCCACCAUUAGUUCAUCUGUGCUUUGCUCAGUUUUCUGGGCUUCAGCAGUGCAGUGGACUUUACUGACCCCUGGAAUUAGUGCAGUGCACGAGUUGGCCGCAUGGCCGGCUGAUGGUUUAGUAGUGGGAACAAAUCCCCCAAUUGAGAGCAGUUUUUGGCCUUCCUGUAGAGCUUUGCCGGCCCCAUAGUGACCCACAAGAUGCAAUCGGCUGAUUUCCAUUUCAUCAGCACUCUUGUCUUUCCACGGAUUCAGGGCCUGA
Thamnophis sirtalis is the source of this 1814-nucleotide messenger RNA. NCBI's taxonomy places the organism in Eukaryota, Metazoa, Chordata, Lepidosauria, Squamata, Natricidae. The record is from RefSeq and is a predicted model, not a curated record.